Molecule: messenger RNA, 1758 nt
Organism: Neocloeon triangulifer
Lineage: Eukaryota; Metazoa; Arthropoda; Insecta; Ephemeroptera; Baetidae
Product: cytochrome P450 6k1-like
Exons: 7
Coding region: 65-1633 (522 amino acids)
Molecular function (GO): iron ion binding; oxidoreductase activity, acting on paired donors, with incorporation or reduction of molecular oxygen; monooxygenase activity
Source: RefSeq, a predicted model, not a curated record
CUUCAAGUAUAUAAGACAGCAAGAGCAGAGUAUUAUUUUGUGGUUUAGAGAUUGAGCGCGCAGAAUGCUGGUUGAACUGGUGGCGUUGGCCGUCGGGGCCACGGCCCUGUUUUACUGGUGGUCAACCCGCACCUUCCACUACUGGCAGAACAAAGGGGUCAAAAUCCCAUUCGAUCCCACCCCUUACUUGGGUCAUCUGAAAUCACCCUUCAUGCUCAAGUCUUCGCUCAGCACGCACUUCCAGAAAAUGUACAAAUCUACUCAAAGUGAAAGGUUCAUCGGCUACUACAAACUGCGCCAACCGGCACUGAUGUUGAGGGAUCCUGAACUGGUCAAACACGUGCUUGUAAAAGACUUUAACAGUUUUCACGACAACGAUCUUUUUAUCAAUGAAAAAACCGACCCACUUCUUGCCUAUCACAUUUUGGCAACACACGGACCACGCUGGAAAUUCAUCAGGACAAAACUGACGCCCGCGUUCACUUCCGGCAAAAUCAAGAACAUGUUCCCCUUGGUCAUCGACAUCUGCAAGGACAUGAAGAGCUACGUCGACCGCGCCCUGGCCAAGGGCGACAAAAGCAUUGAGACAAAAGUCAUGUCCGCCCACUUCAAAACGGACGUUGCCGCUCUGUGCGCCUUCGGUGUCAGAAGUCACGCUUUGUCCGACGAAGACAGCGCCUUCAAACAAAAGGGCCUCGGCCUGAUCAACAACGGGAAACUCAGGAGCAUUGCUCUCAUGAUAAUUUAUUUCUCGCCCAAGGUCAAGCAAUUUCUGGGACUGAAAUUUGUCUCCGACAGCUUGGCCGACUUCUUUAGAUCGCUGGUCAAGGAAACUAUGGAAUACCGAGACAAGAAUAAAAUCGUGAGGAACGACUUUAUCCAAAUCUUGAUGCAACUCAAGAGCAAGGGUUUUAUCGAGUAUGAACCAGGCGAGAAAGAGGAAAAACGAGAGAAUGACACCCCCGUCAACUACGACCAUGACAAAGGAAAAACUGAAUGGACUCACGACAUGUUGACGGCCCAGACUCUCGGUUUUAUCGGUGACAGUUUCGAAACAUUGUCAACCGCACUGAGCUUUGCCAUUUUUGAGAUUUCCUACAACCCAGAAAUCCAGCGCAAAUUGAAGGAGGAAAUCGAAACUGUUUUGAACAAGCAUAACAACAAGAUCUGCUACGACGCUUUGAUGGAGAUGUCUUACUUGGACCAAAUUUUCAAUGAAUCUGUCAGGAAAUAUCCCCCGAUCGGAGUGAUGAACCGAAUUUGCACGAAAAACUACACGAUUCCCGGCACCGACGUCAAAAUCGAGGAAGGCACCGCAGUGGCCAUCCCUGUCUACGCCCUGCACCACGACCCCCAGUACUGGCCCGACCCAGAGCGCUUUGACCCCGAGAGGUUCAACGAAAAGAACACGAAAAAAAUAGUACCCUACACUUACCUACCCUUCGGCGAGGGGCCGAGAAUGUGUCUAGGAAACCGAUUUGGACGACUGCAAGUUAAGGCCGCCAUAGCAACCGUGAUUAAGUUCUACGAGUUGGAACCGGCCGGAAUCACUAGGUACCCUGUCAAAUUCGCGCCCCACUUCGGAACUCACCCCAAGGACGGCUUGCACGUCAAGUUUAUCCCAAGAACGUGAUUCAUAAAAUAAAAUAAAUCACCAGAACGAUUUGCGAUAAUUAUGUCACAUGAACAUUUUUAUUUAUUAUUUAUAAGCAAAAAAUUAUGUCACAAUAGAAAAAAAAUAAUUAAAAUAAACAGAAU